GUGAUACUCGCAAACACUGAUUAGCAUGCUCGCUGCGAGAUAGCUGAGAUAGCGAGAUAACUUGAAGUGCAAUUAGCGUGAUAGCAGGACUUUGGCUCUACGGCUUGGUGCUGAGCAAACUUGAGUUCCAGUUAGUCGCAUCGUGAGCUCAUAUGCGGGCUGCAGCGCCAAAAGGCGUGCGCGCCGGCGUUAAGCAGCAACUUGGCAGCGGCCAGGAUGACAUGGUGGCACCCAGCAAGCACACGGAGGCAACGGCCAACGUGAAGGGCGUCAAGCGCGCUGCCGACAAGCCUGCUGAUCCUGCUCCCAACGUCGCUGCUGAGAAGGCGGAUGCGCCCCCCGCUCCUGCGCCGGCGCCGGCGCCUGAGCCUGCCGGUCCCGUCAAAAAGAAGCAGAAGGUUAGCGAGAAGGCCGCUGCCUCAGCUGCCACCGCGACCACUGCCGUGGGCGAUGUGCCAGAUGCCGCAGCGGAGCCGGGUGCUGCCAAGGCCUCCAAGCCGCGCAAGGAAAAGGCCGCUAGCACUGAUGCCGGCGCUGCCGCUAGCGGCGCUGCCGCCGGCAAGGCGGCGGGCAAGGAAACAGGCAAGCGUCUGAAGAAGGAGAAGACGGAUAAUAAGAAGCAGGCGGCAAAGGCGAUGGAUGAGGAGGCCGAGGGCGAGGGCAGCGACGUCCAGGAGGAGCAGGAGGGGUCCGGCGCUGAUGGCGCGGGCGCGGCGGGCGAGGCGGCGGGUGAAGUGGAGGUGAAGGUGGAGGGCCGCGCCUCCCGCAAGGCGGCCCAGAAGGUCAAGUCCUACAAGGAGGCAAAAGAGGUGGAGUCCGACGGCAACAGCGAUGGCGAUGACGACAUGGUGGAUGUGGUGGAGGAGACGAAGGUGGCCACUGAGGACGAGGCGCUAAAGCAGACCGCCGGCAGUGGCCCUGGCGCCGGCGCCGGUAGCGCCACAGGCGGCGUCAUGCGCAGCCUGGUGGAGUGGGACUUUACGGACUCCGAGGGCCGGCCCGAGCCCAUCGAGCGGCUGGGCAAGGUGGAGGGCGGUCUGUACAUCUCGGGCUGCAUCUACCCGGCCCUGGGGUACGACUUGGACAAGGCGGGGCGGCCCAAGGCAGCCAGGGGCAAGGGCGCCGCCGCCAAGGGCGCCGCAGCAGCAGCCGCCGGCGUGAAGGCUCUGGGGCGGCGUGUGGAGCGGGUGGGGCCGGUGUCGUCAUGGCGGGUGGCGUACUCGCCCAAGGCAGACCCCAUGGUCAUUGUGCACACCGCGGCUGCGCAGUACGUGUGCGGCAAGCCGGCCGCGGGCGCCGCCCGGGGCUUCAUGGCGCAGCUGGAGCCGCAGCUGGGACUGGCGGACCUGGUGUACAAGUCGCUGACGCCGGCGGCGGGCGGCCGCAUGGACACCAGCUUCGACGAGGUGUGCGCCAAGGUGGCUCGGACCAAGGCCAAGAUGGCCCGGCAGUACGGCGGCGCAGACAUGGCGCUUCAGCUGCACGGCGACUUCAUCCUGGAGCAGCUCAAGGCGCUCGCGGCUACCCACAAGAAGGCAGGCGGGGCCAAGUCCAAGGACGACAAGGGCAAGGGGCCGGCAGCGGCCGCCGGCAGCGGCGCGGCAUCCAACUACGACGACGGGCCCUUCGCGCAGGGCCUCCUCUCCGUAAUGAGCUCCGGCGAGCUGCCGGAGUCCUUCCAGACGCUGGCGAUGCUGGAUGGCACUGGCGGCGGUGGCGGCGGCAUUCGCAUCGCCUCGGACGGCGGCGCCGCCGCGGCGGCUGCAGCGGCGGAGGCGGCAGGAGCAGGCAGUGGAGGCGGCAGUGGCGCGGGCGCCGAUGCGGACGCGGACCGGGCGAUGGCGCUCCGGCUGCAAGCGGAGUACAACGCGGCGUGGGAGAAUGGCGAGGCGGAUCAGCCCAGGGGCCGCGGCCGCGGCGGCGGCGGCGGCGCCCGCACCUCCGGCUACAUCCAGGUCCGGGAGGAGGAGAUUGCGGACGACUACCCGGUGCCGCGCGAGUACGCCGCUGACGAGGAGGAGGGCGCGGACGAGUGUGACGAGGUGCUAGUGGGCGGCGGCUUCGGCCUGCACCCGGACGACAUGCCGGAGCAGACCCUGGACCGCUUCGCCUUCUACAACGCAGACGGCCUCAUGUGCCCUAUGGAGACGGUGCCGCUGAUGAAGGACCUGCAGCUGGACACUGGCAUCUUCGCCAGUGGCGUCGUGGGGGCCGACAACGGCGACUGGGGCACUGGCGGCGCGGCUGGCGGCGAGGGCAGCGGCGCGGCCGCCGGCGGGGCGGCCGCCGGCGGGGGCGCCAGCGGGGCCGGCGGCAGUGGUGCGGGCGGCAGCGGCAGUGGCGGGGGCGGGGGCGCCGGCGGUGGCCUGCGCAUCUUCACCACUCAGGUCCGGGAGUGGGAGGUGGAGGCGGGCCAUGACCACGUGUCCAUCAUCGUCAUCACUGACUACGGGAAGUACCGGUUGCUCAGGCCGCAUGAGUCGUACACAGGAUGGCACCGCGUGCUGGAGCGCUGCUUCCACGUGGCGUCCAAGGUGGUGACGUGGCUGGAGGAGUCGGACCGCGCCUCCAAGGUGCCCUUCUCCGAGGUGGUGACGCGUCUGGCGGCACUGCCGCCCGCCGACAAGGCGCACGUGCCCACCAACAGGGCCUUCAAGGGCGCCCGGGCGGCGGCUGUGGAGCGCUUCAUCGUGGUUCACGGCCAGGUGCUGUUGACGGUGCUGGGACUCAUCAAAAAGGCGCUGUCGGGCUGCGGCUUCGCCAAGACACUAAAGGAGAAGCUGACGGAGCGCCGGCACCGCGUGCUGGCGGCGGCGGGCGGCGGCAAGGGCGGCAAGGGCAAGGCGGCGGCGGCGGCUGCACGUGCGCUGCGCUCUGCCGUGGAGAACCCCGUCCGGGCUCGCGUCAAGAAGAGCGGUGGGCGGCCCGUGGCCAUGCCUGCAACCACCACUGUCCAGGUUCGGCGCGUGUGGUCGGAGGCGUGGACCAGGGCCCAGGUGCGCGUGCACACGGCGCCCGCGGCGGAGGUGCACGCGGCGGGCGGCGACGACGGAGAUGUGGAGAUGCAGGAGGCGGCGGCGGCGGCCGGGGGUGCUGGAGGCGCCGGCAGCGGUGCCGGCAGCGGCGUUGCUGGCGGCAGCGCUGGAGGUGCUGCGAGUGGCGGCGUUGUCGAUGACGAGCCGAUCGGGCCGCCCGUAAUGCCACCCAAGGCCGCAAAGGUGCCGAACCGUACAUGGCAGCUGCAGGAGCCGCAACCCGCUACCACAACCGCCGCCUCCUCUUCCUCCACCGUAACCCGCGUCCUGUACGGUGCGGCGGUCUGCGGCGACCUGUGCCUCAAGCCCGGCGCCGUCAUCCGUGUGCGCAAGGCCGGCCUGCUGCGGCGAGCUGCUGCGCAGGACAAGAAUGCGGAGGAGGAGGAGGAGGAGAGCGAGGACGACGCGGACGGGGAGGAGGAGGAGGAGGAGGAGGCCGAGGAGGAGGGUGCGUCGAGCGAGGGCGAGGGCAGCGAGUGGGACGAGGAGGAAGUCAAGGAGCGCAUUGCGGCGGACCUUCAGGAGGAGAAGGAGAAGGAGGACAAGGCAAAGGUCCGGAGGGCGGCCCGGGGAGGCAAAGACAAAGGGGAGGAGGAGGUGCCGCUGACGGCGGAGGAGAAAGCGACCAAGGAGACCGAGGAGCAGGCGGCCAGGGAGGAGGAGGCGAGGGAGCGACUGCAGGAGGCGUGGCGGCUGCACGUGCUGCGAGCGCUCACGCGCGGCCCCUUCGCGCUGGUUCAGGCCAUCUACACCACCAAGCAGGGCGGCAAGGAGAGCAGCCCGCGACUGCAGGUGCGGCUGCUGGUGCACGGCCGCGACACCAUGUUGGGCGAGGUGGCCUCGGCCUCGGAGCUCUUCCUGCUGGACACCACCCCGCGCCCGCCCGUGGACGCCCGCAGCGGCGGCCCCGGCGGCGCGCCGCCCGCCUGGGGCCCGGCCUCGGCGGGCGAGCUGCGUGAGCUGCCGCUGAACGGCCGGGGCGUGGCGGGGCUGGUGGAGGCGGCGAGCCUGAGCGGCCGCACCGGCACGGCGGAGACGCGCAUGGAGAACGCGAACGCCGACGAGGCUCGGCACCGCUCGGAUGCGCUGCGCAUGUCGGCCGGCCGGGCGCCGCUGUUCGUGUACCGCUCCGUGUACUGCCCGGGGCAGGGCAUGUUCCGGGCGCUGCGGCACAAGGACCUGGCGCUGGGCAGCUACGUGCAGGCCGCCCCUGCUGCCAGCUGGCCGCUAGCCAUGCUGCCCAACGCGUCGGGCUUCACCAAGAGCGGCGUCAUUUACACGGUGGGCUGCUUCAUGUUUGUGAGCGCUACUGCGAUUGACGCGGCUAUUACCGAGCUUGGAAGCAGCAGCAAGGAUUCGGAGCAGGAGGAGGAUGGCGAGAUGGAGGUGACGGCGGCGGCGAAGCCGAAGGUCGCCAAGGGCGGCCGCAAGCCGGCGAAUUCGAAGCCUAAGGCAAAGGCGGCGAAGCAGCCGGCCGGCAAGAAGUCGCAGCGCAAGGCGGCGGCGGCCGCAGCGGCUGCCAUCAAGGACAAGAGCAAGGACGAGGAUGAGGAUGAGGAGGAGGACGACGACGAGGAGCGGGACAGUGACGUCGAGGAGGAUGGGGAGGACGCCAGCGACGCCAGUGGCAGCGAGGGCGAGGAGGAGGAAGAGGAGGAAGAGGAAGAGGAGGAGACGCCAAAGAAGAAGCGGGGCGGCAAGCGGACCUCCCACAAGGGCAGCAGCGCCGGCUUGCGCGCCUUCGCAGUGGUGCAGCUGCUGGAGGUCGUGCCCGCCAGCGGCGGCGGCAAGGCCAGCAAGGGCGGCAAGGCCGGCAUGUCGGGCAAGGGCCCCGCCAGCGGCCAGCCAGCCACUGUCAAGGUGCGGCGCUUCUUCCGGCCGGAGGACAUCAGUGCCGACCUGCGCUACGCAGCCGACUGGUGGGACCUGUACGCGCCCUCGGGGGCGGCGGCGGAGCAGGAGCUGGAGGUGCCGGUGGCCGAGGUGCACGGCAAGUGCGCAGUGGUGCUGGGACAGCGGCCCAAGAACCCGGCGGUGCACACGUUCUUGGUGGUCGGCAGCUAUGACGGCCAGCAGCCCCAGCAGCAGCAGCAGGGCCAGGCCGGCGCCAGCGGCAGCGGCAGCGGCAGCCCCAAGGUCGGCCCGCCGCCUGCUCGCCUGCCGGUGCCGCCCGGCGCGGCGGCAGCAGCAGCCGCCCCGGGCGCCGCAGGCGUGGCCCGGACGGAGCAGGCGGAGCAGCCAGCGGGCGAUGACGAUGACGACGACGCGGUUCCGUCCGAGGUGCUCAAGCUGCCCACCAUGGACAUCUUUGCGGGCUGCGGCGGCCUCAGCGAGGGCUUUCACCAGGCGGGCGUGGCGGAGUCGCGCUGGGCCAUUGAGUACGACCGGGAGGCGGCGGACGCCUUCAAGCUCAACAACCCCCACACCACCGUGUUCUGCGACAACUGCAACGUGCUGCUGCGGGCCGCCAUGGUGAAGGCGGGCCUGGAGGCCGACUGCGUGUCGGACCCGGCGGCGGUGGAGGCGGCGCGGCGGCUGGACCCACAGGUGGUGGCGGACCUGCCCGCGCCCGGAGCCGUGGGGCUCAUGAUGGGCGGGCCGCCCUGCCAGGGCUACAGUGGCAUGAACCGCUUCAACACGGGCAUGUGGAGCCAGGUGCAGAACAGCAUGGUCAUGGCCUACACCUCCUACUGCGACUUCUACCGGCCGCGUUACUUCCUGCUGGAGAACGUGCGCAACUUUGUGGCCUACAACGACGGCCGCGUGUUCCGACUGGUGGUGCGGACGCUGCUGGAGCUGGGGUACCAGGUGCGCUUCGGUGUCCUGAACGCCGGCUGCUUCGGCGUCAGCCAGAGCCGCAAGCGCACCUUCAUCUGGGCGGCGCUGCCCGGCGAGCUGCUGCCCGACUGGCCGGCGGCGCUGCACCGCUUCAAGCAGGAGCAGCUGGGCGUGCGCAUGCGCGGCGUGGGCGGCGACGGCCAAUUCUUCCACGCCAGCGGGCCGCCGGCCGCGGGCGCCCCGCUGCGCACCGUCACUGUGCGCGACGUCAUCGGCGACCUGCCGCCCGUGGAGAACGGCUCCACCACCGACCCGCUGCCCUACACCGGCCAGCCCGUGAGCGCCUUCCAGCGCGCCAUCCGCGGCCGGGCGGCGGCCGGCGGCGGCGGCGGCAACGGCGAGGUGCGCGAUCACGUGGUCAAGGCCAUGAACGCCCUCAACCUGGAGCGCUGCAGGUGCAUUCCCAAGGGCGACCCGGGCGCGGACUGGCGCGUGCUGCUCAAACUGGUGGCGGAGGACCGCUCACGCGAGUUCUUCAACGGCCAGGCGCUUGUGCCCUGGUGCCUGCCCAACAGCGCCGACCGCCACAACGGCUGGCGCGGCCUGUACUCGCGUUUGGACCCCGAUGGCCACUUCCCCACCGCCACCACCGACCCCAACCCCAUGGGCAAGGUGGGGCAGGUGUUCCACCCCGACCAGGACCGCAUCGUGUCCGUGCGCGAGUGCGCCCGCAGCCAGGGCUUCCCCGACCACUUCCGCUUCUACGGCAACGUGGUCUGCCGCCACCGCCAGGUCGGCAACGCCGUGCCGCCGCCGCUGGCUCGCGCGCUGGGGCAGAAGCUGUGGGAGGCACUCAAGGAGCGGCGAGACCGCGAGGCGGCGGAGGCCGACGAGGAGUUGAAGGCACGCGUGCGCGCAAACCGGCAGCAGAAGAAGCUGGCCAAGAAGUGAUGAGCCGGCAUGAUACUAAGACACAGGGGGUGACAUGGUGGCUUGUGUGCCGCACGCAUACACGGGUGUGGAAGUGCUGCUUGGUCCAUUCAGGCAGGGUGAUUGAGUUUCAUAGGACUUGCAGUAGGCAAACAUGCAGAAUACUGAGCUGAUGCACCAUCGUGGCCGGGACUUGUUUUCUUCUUUAGGGCAAACUUGACUGUCAGGCUGGUCAUAGGGGCAGCAGGGGCACGAUUUGUGUUGCGGGCAUAUCUGAGUUGCAGAGGCCCAAUCAAGUCGUUCAGUAGAUGUUGUCAGAUGAGCUAGUGCAGUGCCUUUUGAACGCCUACCUACGAUACUGAUGUCUCGUGAUUCCUGCUGUGUGCUCCUAUCUGUGGUGGAACGAAGCAAACGGUGUGAUUUAUCGCUGUGGGACGAUAGCAACUUGUGAUAGCGAUGCCGCAGUACAGCAGCAACUCGUGUGAGCACUUCUACGCAUGUUCAGUUCUUGGUGCAUGCACAUGCCAUUGCGUGACGGGCUGCCGGGUGUGUGAGCCCACUCAGGUUCGGUUGCGGCUGCGGGCCGGCGGCACUGGGCUUGCCUGCGGACCUGUCGCAAGUAAGGAUGAGCGAGGGGUGGUCACGUUGAGAGGCGCCGGAUUGGGUGAAGCGGGUGCCGUCGCAGGCAGGCUCAAGGGCAGGCUGCAUGCGCGUUGGUGCGAGGGCGCAUGCGUGCGCGUGGUGGCAUGUGCACCCGCUCGUUGCGGGCCGCUCAAAUGGCUCCUGUAAAUCCACAGGCAG
Molecule: messenger RNA, 7544 nt
Organism: Chlamydomonas reinhardtii
Lineage: Eukaryota; Viridiplantae; Chlorophyta; Chlorophyceae; Chlamydomonadales; Chlamydomonadaceae
Exons: 42
Coding region: 153-6764 (2203 amino acids)
Cellular component (GO): nucleus
Molecular function (GO): methyltransferase activity
Source: RefSeq, a predicted model, not a curated record